AUAAGAUGGCCAACAUUAUCAUUCAUUUUUUAUUGAAGUAAAACAGAAUAAACAAAUAGGGAUCAUGCUUUGCUCAUAGGUCAACCAUGUUGACGAGUUUUGAAGGAUACCACAUAAGCUAUCUUAGCUAAAUCACAAGGAAUAGUGGCAUGUAUUUGGACAUGAUUCUACAUACGCCUCAUAACAAAGCAAGGUUUCCUUCCCAUUCAAACAUCAUCAUGUUUUGAAAUCUGGAAAAGGAUAUUCCCAACAUUCCUAUCUAGGCCACAAUAAAUACCUAGCCUGCUGUAGUUGUAACGUACCAACUUGAGCAAGUAACACAUUUGGUUAGACUGCUAUACUCCAGUGUUUCAAGGAAUGGAAAUUCCAGUGAUAAAAAUGGAUGAGCUGUAUGGCGAGAAGAGAUCAGAGACACUGUCGCUUCUCCACGAUGCCUGUGUGCAAUGGGGCUUCUUUUGGCUUGAGAACCACGGGGUCAAUGAGGACCUCAUGCACAAAAUGAAGGAACUGGUGAACAAACAUUAUGAGCAAAAGAUGGCGAAGAACUUCUACAAUUCAGAGAUGUCAAAAACCCUAGGUUAUGAGAAAGUUGUAACAAAUGUUGAUUGGGAAUGCAGUUUGAUGUAUCAUCAUCAGCCAAAAUCAAACAGUCAUGAUAUUCCUGAGCUGCUUCGUACAACAGUUUUCGACUAUGCUGAAGAAGUAGUCAAAUUGGCAGAACAGCUAGCAGAAGUUAUGAGCGAAAAUCUUGGGCUGGACAAGGAUGCCUUGACGAAGGCAUUUUCUAAACCUUCCGUAGGCAUAAAGGUGGCAAAGUACCCCAGGUGCAGUCAUCCAGAGCUUGUGAUGGGCCUCAGGGAACACAGUGAUGCUGGGGGGAUAAUACUUCUAUUUCAAGAUGACUUGGUCCCAGGUUUGGAAUUCAUGAAAGAUGGUAAGUGGGUCCCAAUACCACCAACUGAAGGCAAUAGAAUUUUCGUAAACCUUGGAGAUCAGAUUGAAGUUAUGAGCAAUGGAAUAUAUAAGAGCAUUUGCCAUCGGGUACUUCCCAAUAAGAAUGGGAGCCGCCUAUCUGUUGCAGCAUUCUACAACCCUGGUGCAGAUGCGAUAAUCUGCCCAGCUCCAAAGCUUACAUAUCCUAGCCAAUAUCGUUUCCAAGACUACCUUAAUUUCUAUUCCACUACCAAGUUCACUGAUAAGGUAUCAAGGUUCCAAGCAACAAAGGCGAUAUUCAAGUGA
Molecule: messenger RNA, 1239 nt
Organism: Phragmites australis (common reed)
Lineage: Eukaryota; Viridiplantae; Streptophyta; Magnoliopsida; Poales; Poaceae
Product: 1-aminocyclopropane-1-carboxylate oxidase 1
Exons: 3
Coding region: 358-1239 (293 amino acids)
Source: RefSeq, a predicted model, not a curated record